AUGGGGGCGUUCCGGGAAAUGAGUGAAGGGAGAGACCUCUCCCCGGCCCUCUUGCGCUGCACGGUCUCUCAGACGCAGGACUGUCCCAGCCUGGAUCUGGCUCGUGGGCAACAGAAAAUUCAGUUUCAGCAGAAAAAUGCCAAAAAGCAAGCUGGACGAAAGAAGAAACAAGGACAUGACCAAAAGGCUGUUACCAAAGCUGCUUUAAUAUACACCUGCAUUGUUUGUAGGACACAAAUGUCAGAUCCUAAGACCUUUAAGCAGCACUGUGAAAGCAAACAUCCCAAGACUCCACUUCUUCCAGAAUUGGCUGAUGUUCAAGCAUAA
Molecule: messenger RNA, 327 nt
Organism: Chrysochloris asiatica (Cape golden mole)
Lineage: Eukaryota; Metazoa; Chordata; Mammalia; Afrosoricida; Chrysochloridae
Product: zinc finger protein 706-like
Exons: 2
Coding region: 1-327 (108 amino acids)
Source: RefSeq, a predicted model, not a curated record